CGCCUCUUCAUCAACAGAGGAAGAGAAAACAUCCACAGGUCGUGGAGUCUAUCCCCUCGACCGCUACCAGUUCAAGAAGCAUCCCGACUUAGGCGUUUCUUCCCUCGGACAGGAUCCUCGCGUAAAAUCUGCUUUGAAAUUAGUAGUGACCAAGCUUCUGGAAGGACAGCGUCUCACUCAUGACAAGUGCAGUCGGACUUGCGUCAAGAACCUACAAAUGGAACCUCAUGUCCGCGUCAUACGGGCACCAGCUGUUCCUGGUGGUAAGCCUUUGUCAGAUGAGGACAAACGUGAUAAGUUCAAGGUGGCUGAUAAAGUCCAUGAGCCCGCCUACACCAGC
Amoebophrya sp. A25 is the source of this 340-nucleotide messenger RNA. The record is from the annotation of a GenBank genome assembly. Lineage: Eukaryota; Dinophyceae; Syndiniales; Amoebophryaceae.